GGUGAAGUAGCUGAAAUGUUUUCAUCAAAAUGUGGCGCUUUCACUUUGAACUUUGAACUUUGUUGGGGUCAAAAUGUCAGCACAGUGCAAAGUUCAAGUAUCACAUGACUGAUCCAAGAUGGAAGAGGUGGACAACAUUAUCAUCCACACUCUCCGAGAAAUCGGCUGUGGGUUGGACGAUGAUGUCCAGAGCCUGAAACACUUCAGCACAGAGAACAUUGUUGAAGCCACAGUGAAGUGCCUGCGAGUGAUCGGUGAUGGAGUCAACAUCUCCCCAGCCCUUCCCCCCGGCAUGUCAGCCAGGUACAGGGUCGGCACGCAGCUUGCUACGUCGUGUCAGGAGCUGGGAUUCCGAGGGGACAUUGGGUACCAGACCUUCCUGUAUUCCAACGAGGCUGACAUUAGGAGAGUCCUCAUGUUCCUCAUUGAGAAGAUGCCUAAAGAAGCUGCCGAGGUGGCAUCAGAACCCAUGGGGAAGUCGGCCAUGUUGAAGCGUAGCAUAGCGGCAGAGCUGGACAGACAGAUGAAGUCAGCGUGGACGCCAUCCUACUGUAAACAAGAUGGACUGUGCUGGAGGGGGACCAAACCACGGCAGUGGCACAGGGAGGGUCUGAUCGGAGUAAGAAGGUUUCACUCCUGUCCUGUACGCACACCCGAAGGAGUUGGCGAUAUCACAAAAAAGAUUCCAAAAGACUUGAAGAGGUACUAUGACAAACACCUGCAGCCCCUGACGUCCCAGCCCCCCCAGAGUUCCCAGGUGGUCCCGUCUGUGGUGGAGGCCAACGACCUGUCAGUCACUGCCCAGCAGGAGUGGGAGGCGGAGUGGAACCAGCAGGGACUGCCCUCAAGACUGUCAGAGGAGGACUAUAAAGCGAGGAAGAGACAAAGGUUGGAGAAGAGAAUAUCAGACCAGCUACGACAGGCUAUCCAGCAGGAGACCAGCAAGGCUACCGCUGGCAGGGAUCUUCUACAGGUGCUGAGCUCGUUCACAGAUAGAGGUGCAGGAAAGGGCGUGACCAAAGGGUCAAGGUUCACCCACACUGAGAAGCUCCAGUUUGCUCAGGAUGAAGAAACUGCAGCACAAAUGAUGGGAGAGGGACCAAGAGUGGAUACAGAAGAGGAGAUGCAGAGGAAGAGAGAGGAGGAGGUAGAGCAGCUGCGGGGCCAGCUGGAGGAGGUCACAGGUCAGCUGCAGUCGCUGGAUGUGGAGAUGAAGAAGUUUACAGCUGGGAUACAGCAGAUGGAAGAAAAGGUGAAUACAGAGGUUCGAGGGAGGAGUGACAAGGAGGAGGCUUACAAGGUCAAGAAGAGGACGUUAGACCUUCUUCCUGACGCUGAGAACAACAUCACAAAACUCCAGGGGGUAGUAGAUGGCAGCUCCCAGAGACUUGUGAACCUGGCCCAGCAGUGGGAGAAACACCGGGUUCCUCUCAUCCAACAGUACAGGGAACUCAAGGAACUCAACGCUAACAGAGAGUCCCAGUCUGAGAAGAAAUUAGAAGAGAUCAAGAGUCUAAGGGAAAAGAUGAAGGAGGUUGCAGAUGAGGCCAGGGGCAAGGACGAUGUCUACAAACAGCUGGCAUCUGAGUAUGAGAGGAUGACUAAGGAUGUAAACAGAGGUGCCUACACCAAGAGGAUCAUGGAGAUAGUGGGAAACAUCAAGAAACAGAAGGAGGAGAUAGACAAGAUUCUGAUAGACACAAGAGAUGUUCAGAAGGAAAUCAACCAACUCACAGGCAAGCUGGACAGGACUUUUGCUGUUACCGAUGAGCUCAUUUUUAGGGAUGCCAAGAAAGAUGAAGCUGUCAGGAAAGCCUACAAGUCUUUAGCAGCUCUACAUGAGAACUGUGAGCAGUUGAUCAAGACAGUGGAGGAGACGGGAGGGAUCAUGAGGGAGAUCAGAGAUCUGGAGGAUCAGAUUGAAACGGAAGGGGCCAAGAAGACCACCCAGAACCUGGACAGGAUUAUGGGGGAUUUCAAACAGAUGAAACAAGAAAACUCUGGCAUCGUGGCUAAACUCAAGGGCAAAUAACAAUCCUAGUUAUAGCAUGAUUACUAGCUUUGAACAUACUACAUGUAUAUUGUUCAGAUACAUGUACGUAGACUGCCAAUGUUUCUGUCAAAUCCAGCCUAAGUCUAGCAGCCCUUCAGCUGGUCAGGCCUGUUGAAGCUUGAUGGCAAACACCAGUAAUCUCCAAGCAGUGGCAAAAUGAUAUUCAUGGCCCAAAACAAUGUCCAUGUGGCCACUGGGUUCAGUUGGGUUCUGUUUUAGCCCAUGGCCACCUGAGGAUCUGCUUGGAGACAGCAACAUCUAUAAUCCAGAAUUGGAAACAACCUUAUCCUGUUGAUUCAUACAUAUUGCCAGAAUGAGAAAUACCAUAAUGAUUUGUGUUGUGAUGACUGGUUUCCAUAGUGACAGGGAAACCCGAGCUCUCAUUGGACUGAUUUCCAUAGUGAUGAGGAAUCCUGAGCUCCUAUUGGUGGAAAGGCGAUGGUUCUUUUGAACUUCCACAAGCUUUCCAGGAGAUCCAGUCAGCCUGACAGCGAGAGAUUGUUUAACACAGGGUCUGUCAAAUAUAACAAUUGAUUUCUGUCCACACCAGCAUUUUUUGUGUCAAUUUAAUUCCUUUGAUAAGUACAAAAUAUUUUUCUCUGAUCUUAAACUGGGAAAUAACAAAAGUACAUUUUUUCUUCAAAUUCCAUAGAAUUGCCACUUAAAGAGAAAUUUUAUCCUUGGAAAAAUGAAUACUCAAUUAUAAACCAUUUGAAAGUCACAAGAAUUAUGCAAUCAUUAAAAAACAUUACUUAUUUUAUUCUGCUAGGUACCAUCAUUUUCCAUUGACAGUGUUAUGGUAUUUGGUAAUCACUUAGAUAUUCAUCUCUGUAAUUGUUAUGUGCUUGCUUGUGGUAUGCUAAUAUCUGGUAGAAUCAAUUGGUCAAUUCAUGUACAACUCAAUCAUUAGAUAUGAAUUAAACUAAACACCAGAAAAAUUUGUUUCAAUUUUGAUUAGCUUUCUAUGUUAGUAAAGAUAUAUUGAUUGCAAGCUUAUAUCCAUUUUACAUGGGAUGCCAUGGAAAUACCUGACACUUUUGAAUAUGAUUAUGUCACAAAUAAAUCAAAUUGGAUGCCAUCAAUUGAAAUGAUUUUUGCUUUAAAAAGCAGAUACAAUGUUAAUAGUUAGACAUACUGUACAGUAUUGUCUGCACAAAAUAUAUAAA
Messenger RNA from Branchiostoma floridae (Florida lancelet), 3219 nucleotides. RefSeq names its product coiled-coil domain-containing protein 22 homolog. Gene Ontology annotation, molecular function: cullin family protein binding. The record is from RefSeq and is a predicted model, not a curated record. Lineage: Eukaryota; Metazoa; Chordata; Leptocardii; Amphioxiformes; Branchiostomatidae. The coding region runs from base 119 to 2032 and encodes 637 amino acids. The transcript is spliced from 18 exons. Gene Ontology annotation, biological process: positive regulation of ubiquitin-dependent protein catabolic process.